Molecule: messenger RNA, 1719 nt
Organism: Penicillium waksmanii
Lineage: Eukaryota; Fungi; Ascomycota; Eurotiomycetes; Eurotiales; Aspergillaceae
Product: CocE/NonD family hydrolase
Exons: 7
Coding region: 1-1719 (572 amino acids)
Molecular function (GO): dipeptidyl-peptidase activity
Source: RefSeq, a predicted model, not a curated record
AUGUAUCCUUACAGGAAGCAAACUAGAAACACUAGAACACUUCCCGUAGGCUGGAGAUUUACAGAGGGCAGGCGUCCCUUUCACCAGGAGACUAUAUUUGACGAAGUGGUCGAAAUUCCACUUAGAGACGGAGUCAAGAUCUACUGUGACAUCUUCAGGCCUGUCACAGAUGCCAAAAUCCCGGCCAUUUUGGCCGUGAGCCCGUACGGUAAAAAUGGACACGGAUUUCGCAUUUUCGACAAUAUUCCCUUCCGACUCGGGCUACCAGAGAGUGCCACAUCCGGCCUUGAGAAAUUCGAAGGACCUGAUCCUGCUGAGUGGUGUCCCCGGGGCUAUGCAGUUGUCAACGUAGACAUCCGAGGUACCUGGGAUAGUGAAGGUGAUCUUUAUAUUGAAGGAAGUCAGAUGGGUCUGGACGGCUAUGACACUGUCGAAUUCGUCGCAGCUCAAUCUUGGUGCAAUGGUGCUGUCAGCAUGUGCGGCAAUUCCUGGCUGGCAACAGAGCAGUGGGCAACCGCCAUCGCGAAGCCCCCGUCGCUCAAGUGCAUCGCACCCUGGGAAGGAUUCACGGAUAAGUAUCGUGACUUAAUCUGCCGUGGUGGUGUUCCGAAAAACAAUUUCGCUUCGUUCAUCUUCAAUAAAACGAUUCGUGGCCGAAAUAACCGGGAGGACAUUGGCGAAGCGCUCAACAAAUGGGCUCUUUUCAAUGGUUACUGGGAGGACAAGGUCUACAACACCAGUGAUCUUACGCUACCGAUCUACGCCCUCGUUAGUUAUUCUUCGGGAAAUCAUGGGGCUGGUACCGUGAGGGGCUGGAACCAGGCCGCUUCAAAGGACAAAUGGAUCCGCUUCCAUCCGACCCAGGAGUGGUUUGAUCUUUACACCCCUAGGUAUAUCGAUGACCUACAACGGUUCUUCGAUCGGUACUUGAAGAACAUUGAAAAUGGUUGGGAGGAAACUCCCAAGGCUAGGGUCUCCAUUCUCACUUAUGGGAAUCGUUUUGAGCCUGGACCCAUGUGGGACGUGCCAUUUGCAGACUACCCUAUUCCGUCGUCCGAGUAUCGUGGGCUCUACUUGCAGGACUCUGGAAAGUUGGCCACUUCACUGCAAGCUCACGAGGGCUUUGUCGCCCAUCACGCGGACAGCUACCAAGCAAAGCCGUCUGAAUUUGUAUUGACCUUCAACAAAGCAACCAGUCUUGUUGGCCAUUCAAAAGCCGAGCUUUGGAUGUCUUGCAAGGAAAAGGACGACAUGGACGUCUAUGUGUCGAUCCGAAAGCUGAGCAAGGACGGCGAGGUGUUAGAACACGUCAAUGUCCCCUGGGAAUCUCUGCCAAAAGGGGUCAACACUCAACACGAUGUGCCCAUGGCACAGACUAUCAAGUAUACCGGUCCAACCGGUAUUCUCCGGGCUUCGCAUCGCGCCCAAGAUCUGGAACGGAGCACGGCCAUGAUUCCAUACCACCCCCAUGACAAGGAAGAUAAGGUACCUCCAGGAGAGAUUGUGAAGCUCGAAAUCUCUCUUUGGCCUAUGGGCAUUCACUUCGAAGCGGGGGAGAGUCUGCUGUUCCGAGUCCAAGGCUUCAUUGAUACGAGCUCCGAUUUCCCCAGCCACAUCGAUAAGAAACUCGACAAUCUGAACGAAGGACGGCAUACAAUUCAUUUUGGUGGAAAGUACGACUCGAAGAUCAUCGUUCCUGUUAUCGCCCUACCGACGUAA